GGCACAAAGUUCACACUGCACGCAAGUUCUAACACAUUUGAGAAGCGAUUAGUGAGUGCACACUGGACUGGUUUUAGUGGAAACAUGUUUGCAUCACCCGUGACUGCCAUCACCUUACUGUGUUUCUGUUUGCUUCAUCCUACUUUGGGGCAGGACUGUCCAAGCAGGCAAGAAAUUCAAGGGUCCUUGAAGCAGGUCCAGAAGCUUCUGUCAGCCCAUGAAGCCUCCUACAUGCAGAGUCUGCGCAACCUAAAGAAGAAAAUAAAUUUACUGCUGAGCAGUGCUGCAAGGCAGAACACAAAAGCCAUCAACAGUACCUGCCCAAAACUGGAGUCCCUCAUUAAUGGGAGGAAACUUGGCAAAUCGCAGAGCAUUGGCCAUGAGGUUCACUUCCUGUGUGACCCUGGUUAUGAACUCGUGGGAUCAGAGAGCAGGGUUUGUCAGGAAAGUCUGACCUGGAGUGGCCAGCAACCAACCUGCCGAGACAUCAAUGAGUGUGCAUUCUCCCCCUGUCUGAAUGGUGGGACAUGUGUUGAUGAGGUGAACCAGUUUUCCUGUGUCUGUGCCAAAGGCUGGGCUGGAGUUACCUGUCAAAGCCCUGUGCCAACAUUCUUUGUCACCAUGACAAACACCUCUGCCGCCACCUCCCCAUCCACAGCUGCUGCUGCAUCCACUUUACCAGCUGCCACCACCGGGCCUCAUGUUCGUCCAUCACAGUGCAAUAUAGUGCAGGGGACCACCCACUGCACCUGUGAGCCAGGAUACACCAUCUCUGGCAGAGACAGCUACACCUGCACUGAUAUUGAUGAAUGUGAGCUGUUUCAUAACGGGCAGGCUGGGAGGUUGUGUUUACACGCUUGUGUUAACACCCCUGGAGGCUAUCGCUGUUCCUGUCCUGCAGGAUACAACGUGACCCGUGACGGACGCAGUUGCAAAGAUAUUGAUGAGUGUGCCACGAGGCAAAACAACUGCACGAAGGACCAGAUGUGCAUUAAUACAUAUGGUGGUUUCCAGUGUGUUCGUGUGGACUGCCCCAAAAUUCCUAAUGCUACAUAUGUCAAAACGUCACCUAUGCGCUGUGAACGUAACCCCUGCCCUGUGGACAACAAGGCGUGCUCUCAGGCCCCAAACUCCUUCUCCUACCAUUACUUGGCUGUUGUUUCCAACCUGUCAGCUCCCCGCGUCAUGUUCAGAGUGUCAGCACUGCGCCCGAUAGGUGACACCCUUCGUUUCUCCCUGCUAGGCGGAAGGCCAGUUCGCCGCCACUUCACAGUGCAGCGCUCAGACCGCCUCACGGGCGAGCUGAUGCUGGUGAGCCCUGUGCAGGGCCCUGCCACUCUGGAGGCAGAGGUGGAGAUGAGUGAGCUGGAGAGGCGAGUGCAGCUGGGGAAAUACAUCACCAAAGUCACUAUGUUUGUUUCCCAGUAUGAAUUCUAAGAAAAAUCUAUUUAUUGUGCAAAAAAAUAGAAAUGCAUGUAGAAAAUUGGUACAUGUAGCAAAGAGUAACAGCACUUGACUUGAGGAUACUUGCAAUAAGCUGGAAAGACUAAAGAAUGACAGCCCGUCCUGAAAUAAAGCAUUAUUUUUGUAAUAGUGCCUUAAAAUUCAUAUGCACGUAAUCAUUAUGCCUACGGAUGUUUUGGUUUAUAAUUAUGUUUUAUUGAUUCUA
Messenger RNA from Pelmatolapia mariae (spotted tilapia), 1669 nucleotides. Its product is annotated as fibulin-7-like. NCBI's taxonomy places the organism in Eukaryota, Metazoa, Chordata, Actinopteri, Cichliformes, Cichlidae. Bases 85 to 1437 code for a protein of 450 amino acids. The record is from RefSeq and is a predicted model, not a curated record. Gene Ontology annotation, molecular function: calcium ion binding. The transcript is spliced from 8 exons.